AUGACUUCGAGUCCCAAUCCUCCUCCACCCUAUCUCUCAGACCCCGUCCUGCUAGAGGAACUUUUCCGGAACAAAACGUUGGACGACUCGAGCACGAGUGCGACGCGGCCGAUGCGCAACUACGGCGUUAUGUGGAGCAACUGCUUCAUACCUGCGACGACCGCGUACCUAAUGCACUCGUGCAUUCCGUACUCGCCUGAUUAUCCUUUGGCUAACCACUUUCUCAUCGCGGGAAACUGCCAGUAUCGACGGUACAAGAGGCGGAAGAUCAGGCUUGUGAAGGCGGGUGCUGCGAGGAAGGACGUAGAUGACAUGUUGGAAUACGGACUGCGACUUGCUGUAGGGAUAGAUGGUCCCAUGAACAAUAAUGCCGCUAUGCGUCUGUUCAGCGACGUUCACCAUGGGCCCUUUCCCACCGAAAAACGUGCCAUUGCCGCAAGUCUGAUCGCCUUCCUCCUUCUGCACGGGGAGCCACCAGCUCCUAGGCAUAUCUAUGUUCUGUAG
Cyclocybe aegerita is the source of this 504-nucleotide messenger RNA. The record is from the annotation of a GenBank genome assembly. Lineage: Eukaryota; Fungi; Basidiomycota; Agaricomycetes; Agaricales; Hemipholiotaceae.